Messenger RNA from Nymphaea colorata (pocket water lily), 1962 nucleotides. RefSeq lists its product as uncharacterized. NCBI's taxonomy places the organism in Eukaryota, Viridiplantae, Streptophyta, Magnoliopsida, Nymphaeales, Nymphaeaceae. The transcript has 4 exons. The record is from RefSeq and is a predicted model, not a curated record. Gene Ontology annotation, biological process: negative gravitropism; response to red or far red light. Bases 240 to 1262 code for a protein of 340 amino acids.
GUAAAACCGGUCGUCGGUGCUUGCUGCUUGCUUUUGUCCCAAAGGCCGAAAGGAGACGAAAGAAAGAAAAGAAAGGAGAAAAAAUAAUCAAAUAAUUCAUCGGAAAGGGGAAAAGAUCGGAGAAACGAUGAAGGGCGCUGGAGUCCAUUCCUCAUAAGAGCACUCUGACGGAAUCGAAUCCCCACUUCUUUCACCAAUCCUGCCGAUCAGUUACAGGUGGAGAGAUCUAGGAACUUGAAAUGGAUGAUGAAGGAGAUGUGUCAGCGUUAAAGUCUCAGCUCAGCCAAAUGCGAAUCAUGUGGGUCCAUGAGCUGGAGCGACGCCGACAGCAAGAGGAGAUGUUGGAAGCAAAACUAAAUGAGAUUAAGGAGUUUGUUGCUGACACUGAGAAAAAGGAGAAAAGGGAAAUGGAAGUUCUGUGGCGAAGGGUCAAGGCUGCUGCUACAUGGAUGACAUACUUGAAGUCCAAGGCUAAAAUUAUGGCGGUACCUCACCUUGCACAUACUUCAUGUGGGAUAAGACAUCAAGAAGGAGUGGGAUUUGUUGACAAACAUGGAACACCGUUGGCAGAUUGGUCAAAGGUUGUUGAUCUUUCUCUUUUUGAAAGUUUGGAUGAGGAGAAGAAACCACAGCCCAGGAAAAAUCAAGGGCUUUUUGAUGAAUACGAUGGUGCAUACAUUGGUGACAUAAUCAAGUCAGUAUUAUUAGUUACAGAUGUGAUGGAGGCUCUUGUUAAGAGGGUUAUUAUUGCUGAAACAGAAACAGCUACUGAGAAGGAAAAGGUAAAUUUAGGCCAAGAAGAGAUCAGGAAAAAGACACUCCAAGUUGAAAAGAUGUCAGCUAGAGUGGAGGAGAUGGAAAAAUUGGCAUCAGGUACUGAUGAAAUGUUGAAGGAAAUGCGCCAGAAGAUAGAAGAUAUGGCAGAAGAGACCUCCAGGCAAAGGCAACGAGCUGCAGAGAAUGAGCAAGAGCUUUUUCGAGUUAGGCAGGAUGUGGAGUCUCUUAGAUCAAGUAUCAGUGGUCUUGUUAGUGUAAGACAGACACUUAUAUCAUCAGAGAAACAAUUCCAAACAAUGGAGAAACUUUUUGAACGGUUAAUUGCCAGUGCUGCACAUUUGGAGAGAAUGAUCAUUGAAAAGGAUAGUCAAAUUCGAGGUCUAGAAGCAGACAAAGAUCGGCUAACUGCUCUUUUGGAUUUGAAAGAGGCUCAGUUGGUUGCCAUGAAUGAACAGUGUAAGAUCAUGGCCACAAAGCCAUUGUGAUUCCAUCAUCUGCUGUAUCCUCUAAAGCUGUAGUGUAUGAGUUACAUACUAUCUCUUCAUGUCGAACACAUGUUACAUGUUGAAGGUUGUUGAAGUUCACCUACAAUCACUACCUAUUCUUGGUAAAUGGUAAAUGAUACAAUGAACACAUUGUUUCACUACAAAAAAGCCCCUUCCCGUGUUGUCAUUGGUAAAUGCCCAUUGUUAACAAAGAAGUUCUUUAGAUAUAGCUUCUUUAACAUGUAUAGCAAAAUUUAGUGGAUUUUUUCGUUACUGGGGAAAUGGCAAGGGGGUAUUCCUCUCUGUGGGAGGUUACUGGUUAGAGCUUCUCUAUGAAAGUUUGCAGCCUGGUGAUCUGUCUAGCUUUCACCAGCUUUCAGUGAAACAGAAGUGUGGCUCCUGUUAGUAUCCGGAUGUUCAAUGGAAAAUGGAUGUUGUGAGUUGCAGACUUGAAGGAGAGGAUAUCUUGGCCUCUUGUGAGAAUGGUGCUACUUCUGUUACCAUACUAGCUUGAUUGUGGUGGAAUUAACCUCAUGAUUUUGCAACUGAAACAGGGCCUUUUGAGCACCAGCUUGAUAUCUUAUUAAUUAAUAUUCAGUCUGUUGUCUUUAUCUGAAUCUGUGUGUAACAAUCCGUUCUUCUUUAUCCUGGUUACUGAGAGACUUACACUUUUUCUAAUUUCAUCUCUGCUGGUUUACCA